Messenger RNA from Rhodofomes roseus, 432 nucleotides. Its product is annotated as clathrin coat assembly protein ap17. Gene Ontology annotation, biological process: protein transport; clathrin-dependent endocytosis. The record is from RefSeq and is a predicted model, not a curated record. Gene Ontology annotation, cellular component: AP-2 adaptor complex; intracellular membrane-bounded organelle. The coding region runs from base 1 to 432 and encodes 143 amino acids. Gene Ontology annotation, molecular function: clathrin-cargo adaptor activity. Lineage: Eukaryota; Fungi; Basidiomycota; Agaricomycetes; Polyporales; Fomitopsidaceae. The transcript is spliced from 6 exons.
AUGAUUAGAUUCAUUCUCGUCCAGAAUCGCCAAGGCAAGACCCGUCUGUCUAAGUGGUAUGUGCCGUAUGAUGAUGACGAGAAGGUCCGGCUGCGAGGUGAGGUACACCGGCUGGUCGCCCCGCGGGACCAGAAGUAUCAAUCGAACUUUGUGGAGUUCCGUAACCACAAGAUCGUGUACCGUCGCUAUGCCGGCCUGUUCUUCUGCGUCUGCGUAGACGAGGACGACAAUGAACUUGCGUACCUCGAGGCGAUACACCUGUUUGUUGAGGUCCUUGAUUCAUUCUUCGACAACGUCUGCGAACUGGACCUCGUCUUCAACUUCUACAAGGUGUAUGCUAUUCUGGACGAAGUCUUCCUCGCAGGAGAGAUCGAGGAAACGAGCAAAGACGUCGUUCUGGCACGACUCGAGCAGCUUGAAAAGCUGGAGUGA